GUGGUUUGACAGUUGCCAAUGAAGCCAGAAGCAGCAGCAGGGAGAUAGCAGCGGUACUGAGUUAGUGCACUACAGUGGGUUGUUUCUUUGUCACUAGCUGUUAUUUGGCUAAAUAAGCUACCUACCUAUUUGCAAUGAUUGCACCGGGUGUCGGGUUUUUCCCAGUAGCAACGUCGGAGCUACAAUGAAGGCUGGGGCUUCGUCGGUGUGGGCUUCAUGCUGUGGUCUGCUGAAUGAAGUCAUGGGUACCGGGGCCGUCCGAGGCCAGCAGCCAGGGUUUGGUGCCGGUGCCGGGCCCUUCAGGUUCGCCCCCAGUGCGGGAUAUUCCACGCACCCACCCAACAGCUCAGGGAACCCCGGCCUUGUUUGUAGGGCUUGUGGACAGGCCUUCUCAGUAUUCAGGAUUAAGUACACUUGCUGCGACUGCAAGAAGAGCUUCUGCUCGCUGUGCACCGAGGUUCUGGAGAGCCUACGCAUUUGCGCCACCUGCCAUUUGCUGAAGGCCACGGCGUUCCAUCGGCCGCGGCUCAUGCGUCUGCCAGUGAGGGACCUGCGUCAGUAUCUGCUGCUGCGGAGCAUCUCCACUGACACCUGCAGGGAGAAGGAGGACCUGGUCGAUUUGGUCCUCUGUCAUCGGGCUUUUGAGGUGGAGGACGAGGAGGAGGAAGAUGAGGAUGAGGAGGAGGAUGAUGAUGAUGAUGAUGAUGACGACGAGGAGGUGGAGGACCCUAACACGGCCAGCCUCCUCUCUCACAUCCAUCGCACGCUAACAGAUUCCAUCGCGCCGCCUGCCUCGGAGCUGUCUGCUGCCACGCUGGAGGAAUCGCUCAGCAGGAGCGAAAGUCCCGAAACCAACCAGACGAGUCCUCAGACACGCCAUGGAGCCGGAGCAUCCGUCUCUGACAUCUCCAGCGUGAGGGACAUCAAGGGCCUGUCAGUCAGGCAGCUGAAGGAGAUCCUGGCAAGGAAUUUCGUCAACUACUCCGGGUGCUGUGAAAAAUGGGAGCUGGUGGAGCGCGUCAACAGAUUAUACAGAGAAAAGGAGAAGAAUACAAAUACAUUGAUGGCCUUCCCCUCUCCUCUCUGCAACGGUGCCAUCGGAGAUGGCGAAAAGUGUCCCCUGACGCUGCAGGACGACAAUCUGUGCAGGAUCUGCAUGGACGCGGUGAUCGACUGCGUCCUGUUGGAGUGCGGUCACCUGGUCACCUGCACCGACUGCGGCAAGAGAAUGAACCAGUGUCCGAUAUGCAGGCAGUACGUCGUGAGAGCUGUGCACGUUUUUAAAUGCUAAUGCUGCACCACUGACUCGUAUCCCCCACGCCCCCUCCCCCAAUUCAGAAAUGCAGCUCAUAAAGUUUGAAUCCUACG
This is a messenger RNA of Poecilia latipinna (sailfin molly), 1368 nucleotides long. RefSeq names its product E3 ubiquitin-protein ligase RNF34-like. Gene Ontology annotation, biological process: proteasome-mediated ubiquitin-dependent protein catabolic process; negative regulation of extrinsic apoptotic signaling pathway via death domain receptors; protein K48-linked ubiquitination. The record is from RefSeq and is a predicted model, not a curated record. The transcript has 6 exons. NCBI's taxonomy places the organism in Eukaryota, Metazoa, Chordata, Actinopteri, Cyprinodontiformes, Poeciliidae. Gene Ontology annotation, molecular function: ubiquitin protein ligase activity. Gene Ontology annotation, cellular component: cytoplasm; plasma membrane. The coding region runs from base 185 to 1291 and encodes 368 amino acids.